This is a messenger RNA of Brassica rapa (field mustard), 5887 nucleotides long. Its product is annotated as ABC transporter G family member 41. The record is from RefSeq and is a predicted model, not a curated record. Gene Ontology annotation, molecular function: ATP binding; ATP hydrolysis activity; ABC-type transporter activity. Lineage: Eukaryota; Viridiplantae; Streptophyta; Magnoliopsida; Brassicales; Brassicaceae. Gene Ontology annotation, cellular component: membrane.
UAUUCCUAUUUCUAUUAUGUCAUAUAUGUGAAGCUCGGUAGGGAGUACUAAGUAUUUAUGUAUAUACUAUUUUAAAGUUUGUUAACUCUACUAAUCUACCUAUGAAAUUUUUUGCAGAUAUAUAUAAAAUGAUAUGAAAACGUGUGUGCAGGUAUAUUCAUUUUAGAGAUUUUAAUCACAGUUAACAUACAUUUGAUAUUAAACAUGUUCUAUGAAAUCUGUACUUUUAUAAAUUGUGCUAAGUUUAUGUGCAAAUGUGAAAUCUAUAUUUUUAUACAAUGUGCAAGUUUAGGUGACUUUGAUUUGAAAAAAAAAUAUAUGGGAUUAAAAUAGUAAUUUAUUUUGAUAUGAUGAUAAUCAUUAUAGUUUUAUGAUCAAAAUUUUUGGAAUAGUAAAAAUGAUUGACCUGUGCGAAAGCACAGGAGGUAAUACUAGUAAAAAAGAAAAAAUUGGGAGAGUAUUUGAGCUGCCAACUUUAUACCGCUUGAACCAAUUUUGUUUUGCUAGAUCUGCUAAAUAAGCUAGAUUUUUUUUUUUUUUCAUUUCAAGCUUAGAGCUCUUCUAAUUGGACUUGUGUAUAAAAGGUAGCAAGCACUAAAAGAAAAUUUCAUGUUUUCAAGAGAAAAAAAAACAAAAGAAAUCAGUUGUAAAGUUAAUGUAGGCAUCACGAAUAUUGAUAAUGUCAGGGUCUGGGGAAUAACAGAGGGCGUUGGCCAAUGAUUCAACUGUUCCUUGCAAUGCAAGGUAAUAGUUUCUCUCGUUGAAUUACAAUUAAAACCUAUCUCAUUAAUCUCUGACAUGAACCUUAAUUAUUUUGUAAUAAUGAUGAUCUCUGUAGAGAGGACGUGAUGUUAAAGAAAUUUGCAUGUGUUUUCUUUUUUGUUUUCACUCAUCUUCAAUUCGUGUCUCUGACAGCAGAUUUGAUUCGACUCGAUCAGCAAAAACUAUUACUUUGAAGAAAUCUUGGGAAAUAGAAGUUUCCUACUAAGUCGUAUCAUUGAUUCAAACAAACGUGGGCAAUGUGUUCGAUGGAAUGCCUCAGAGAAACCCAGUGAGCUGUAUGGAAGUAUGAAUACCCUGAAUCUGUUCGCACACUAUUAAUGAGUUGACUAUUGGUGAAAAGAUCUUAUUUUGAUUCCAUUUUCUUUACUUUUAAUCAGAGUUUUCAACGCUUAGCAGACUUUUAUUAGUUUAUUCAUUUCUUUUGUGCAGUUUUUUAUUUCUCUGUACAAGACCGGAUUCUAUGGAUGAGAUCACGUAUUCACACGUGCAGCUCGAGUAAUGUAUACGUGCAGAUGAUGAUGAAAAGGCACAGUCUUUACAAGCUGAGUUUGCUUCUGGCGAUGACAAGGAGGAGCUUCGGUCGCAGUGGGCUACAGUUGAGAGAUUACCUACGUAUAAAAGGAUUACUACUGCUCUGUUUCAGAGAAGAGAUGAAUCUUCGGAUAAAGGGAGAGUCAUUGAUGUUACUAAACUUGAGGCUGCUGAGAGACAUUUGCUGAUUGAAAAGCUUGUCAAACAAAUCCAGGCUGAUAACCUCCAUUUACUCAGAAAGAUAAGGAAGAGAAUCGAUGAGUAAGCCAUGUUAUAGUUAUCUGUUUAUGUUAAUGUGUUUUUAUCACAACCUUUUAAUCCGUUGUACCUGUAGGGUUGGUAUAGAGUUACCAACGGUGGAAGUGAGGUUCAGUGACCUUUCUGUUGAAGCGGAAUGUGAGGUAGUUCAUGGAAAGCCUAUCCCCACUCUUUGGAAUAGUGUCAAAGGCAUACUAUCUGUAAGUAACAUUAAAUGUGUUUGCUACAUCGAUCUGGAAAUGGAGGGCUGUUGCCGUUUCCAUGUUCUUUACGGAAGGUUGUUUCUCUGUGUGGCUAAUUCAAAAACACUUGAUGGUUGUUUACAGGAGUUCAUCUGUUCAAAGAAAGAAACCAAGAUAAGCAUCUUAAAAGGCUUGAGCGGUAUCGUAAGGCCUGGAAGGUAAAUUUAUUCAAGAGGCAGUUUCCUAAUAACUUAUGUUGCAAGGAAUAAGAAAUGAAGGGUGAUUGGCUAUCUUGUGUAGUGCUUCUUUUCCUGUAAAAAUAUUUUUAUCACCGAGUUAAAAGAUGGAUUGGUCUUGCUCUCAGAAUGACAUUGUUGCUCGGUCCUCCUGGUUGUGGCAAAACCACUCUGUUACAGGCACUUUCUGGACGACUUGCCCCUUCAGUAAAGGUUGGAGGAGAAGUAAGUUACAAUGGUUGCUUACUUUCAGAGUUUAUUCCAGAGAAAACGUCGAGUUAUAUAAGUCAAAACGAUCUGCAUAUUCCAGAGAUGAGUGUGAGAGAGACGCUCGACUUCUCUGCGUGUUGCCAGGGCAUCGGAAGCCGAAUGGAAAUUAUGAAGGAGAUCAGUAGAAGGGAGAAAGUCCGAGAAAUUGUUCCAGAUCCUGAUAUAGAUGCUUACAUGAAGGCAAUAUCUGUUAUAGGUUUGAAAAACAAUAUGCAAACUGACUAUAUCUUAAAGAUCCUGGGACUCGAUAUCUGUGCAGAUACACGAGUUGGAGAUGCCUCGAGGCCUGGAAUAUCUGGUGGCCAAAAGAGGAGGUUGACAACAGGAGAACUGGUUGUGGGUCCAGCUACGACUCUGUUCAUGGAUGAAAUAUCGAAUGGUUUGGACAGCUCAACUACGUUCCAGAUAGUGUCAUGUCUCCAGCAGUUGGCGCAUAUAGCUGGAGCCACCAUAUUGGUUUCACUUCUUCAGCCUGCACCAGAAACGUUUGAGCUUUUCGACGAUGUGAUUCUGAUGGGCGAAGGAAAGAUAAUUUACCAUGCUCCUCGAGCUGAUAUCUGCAGAUUCUUUGAAGAUUUUGGAUUUAAGUGUCCAGAGAGGAAAGGCGUUGCUGACUUCCUCCAAGAGGUUAUGUCUAAAAAAGAUCAAGAACAAUAUUGGUGCCUGAGAGACAAGCCCUACAGUUAUAUAUCUGUUGAUUCAUUCAUCGACAAGUUUCAAGAAUCAAAUCUUGGGGUUCUGGUAAAGGAAGAACUCUCCAAGCCGUUUCAAAAGUCUCAGUCUCGCAAGGAUGGUUUAUGUUUUAGAAAAUACUCAUUGGGUAAAUGGGAGAUGCUUAAAGCUUGCUCGAGGAGAGAGUAUCUUUUGAUGAAACGCAACUCUUUCAUUUACUUGUUCAAAUCUGGACUGGUAACCUUCCUUCUACUCUCUAAAGAAGGUUCCAUCAUUAUUUACCAUUCUAUGCUCAACCCCCUUUUUUUUCUGCAGUUAGUUUUCAAUGCGCUAGUAACAAUGACCGUUUUUCUACAAGCUGGAGCUACGACGGAUGCUCGUCAUGGGAACUAUCUUAUGGGUUCUCUCUUCACUGCUCUGUUUAGACUUCUUGCUGAUGGGCUUCCAGAGCUCACUUUGACUCUCUCUAGAAUGGGAGUGUUCUGCAAACAAAAAGAUUUAUACUUCUAUCCUGCUUGGGCAUAUGCAAUCCCUUCAAUUUUCUUAAAGAUACCUCUUUCGGUUUUUGACUCGUUCCUUUGGACAUUACUCACAUAUUAUGCCAUUGUUUACAGCCCCGAAGUCGGAAGGUUCUUUCGACAGUUCCUUAUCUUAUUUACAUUCAACAUUUCGUGUGUAUCAAUGUUUCGCGCCAUAGCAGCAAUCUUUCGCACGUUUGUUGCUUCCUCAAUCAUCGGAGCUAUCUCUGUAUUGUUUCUCUCAUCAUUCGGAGGCUUCGUUAUUCCAAAAUCGUCCAUGCCUGCUUGGCUGGAAUGGGGAUUUUGGAUUUCUCCAUUGUCAUAUGCUGAGAUUGGUCUAACUGCAAAUGAAUUUUACGCUCCACGGUGGAGAAAGUUAAUCUCUGGCAACACUACGGCCGGGGAACAAGUGUUAGAUGUACGUGGACUGAAUUUCGGAAGGCACUCUUAUUGGAUAGGUUUUGCGGCUUUAAUCGGGUUUAUAUUCUUCUUCAAUGUCCUCUACGCAUUGGCUUUGACAUAUCGGAAUAAUCCACAAAGAUCCCGUGCUAUUGUCUCUCAUGGGAAGAAUAUUCAGCCCUCAGACGAAGAUUUUAAGCCCUGUCCGUCCCGAGCUAAAACAGGAAAAAUCAUCUUGCCUUUCAAGCCCCUCAAUGUCACAUUUCAAAACGUGCAGUAUCAGAUUGAGACUCCUCAGGGAAAGAAGCGGCAGCUUCUCUCGGAUGUGACAGGCGCAUUGAAGCCCGGAGUUCUCACAUCUCUGAUGGGUGUCAGUGGAGCUGGUAAAACGACUCUUCUUGAUGUCCUUUCUGGAAGGAAAACACGUGGUGACAUCAAAGGAGAGAUCCGAGUUGGAGGGUAUCCUAAGGUUCAAGAAACUUUUGCACGAGUAUCAGGUUACUGUGAACAGUUUGAUAUUCAUUCUCCUAAUAUAACAGUGGAAGAGUCUUUGAAAUACUCUGCUUGGCUUCGACUUCCCUAUAACAUCGAUUCAAAGAUCAAGAAUGAACUCGUCAAUGAAGUUCUUGAGACAGUCGAGCUUGAGGAUAUUAAAUAUUCCAUGGUGGGACUUCCAGGAGUUAGUGGUUUAUCCACAGAACAACGCAAAAGGCUGACUAUAGCUGUGGAGCUUGUUGCUAACCCUUCCAUCAUAUUUAUGGAUGAACCUACCACAGGGCUAGACGCAAGAGCCGCUGCCAUUGUUAUGAGGGCUGUGAAAAAUGUUGCUGAGACUGGGAGAACGGUUGUUUGCACGAUCCACCAGCCGAGCAUAGAUAUCUUCGAGACAUUUGAUGAGCUGAUCCUAAUGAAAAACGGGGGACAGCUUGUCUACUAUGGCCCUCUUGGAAAACAUUCAAGUAAAGUUAUAGACUACUUUGAGAGAAUUCCUGGAGUUCCAAAGAUCCAAAAGAACUGUAAUCCAGCCACCUGGAUGUUAGAUAUUACUAGUAAAUAUACAGAGGAACAACUUGGAAUGGAUUUUGCACAAGCAUACAAGGAUUCAACUCUGUACAAGGAGAACAAACUGGUGGUUGAGAAACUGAGUUCUUCGUCUUUGGGAUCAGAAGAUUUGAGCUUUCCUUCGCGUUUUUCACAGACAGGUUGGGGGCAACUAAAGGCUUGCCUUUGGAAACAACAUUGCUCGUAUUGGAGAAACCCUUCUCACAAUCUCACUCGCAUAGUCUUCAUGUUUCUCAACUCUACGUUAUGUGGCCUUCUCUUCUGGCAAAAAGCUAAGGACAUAAAUAAUCAGCAAGAUCUUUUCAGCAUAUUUGGCUCAAUGUACACUCUAGUAAUCUUCUCGGGUAUAAACAACUGUGCAACAGUGAUGAACUUCAUUGCAACCGAACGCAACGUUUUCUACCGUGAAAGGUUUGCUCGGAUGUAUUCCUCAUGGGCAUACUCAUUUUCUCAGGUCCUUGUUGAGAUUCCAUACUCAUUACUCCAGUCCCUUCUAUGUACUAUAAUCGUAUAUCCAAUGAUCGGUUACCAUAUGUCAGUCUACAAAAUGUUUUGGAGCUGGUACAGCACUUUUUGCUCGUUGCUUGUCUUCAACUACUGUGGCAUGCUUAUGGUCGCUUUGACGCCUAACAUCCAUAUGGCAUUGACUCUACGGACGACUUUUUUCUCCAUGGUAAAUCUGUUUGCUGGCUUUACCAUUCCGAAACAGAAAAUCCCAAAAUGGUGGAUAUGGAUGUACUACUUGAGCCCCACAUCAUGGGUGUUGGAAGGCUUACUGAAUUCGCAGUACGGAGAUGUUGACAAAGAGAUAAUAGCAUUUGGUGAGACGAAGAGAGUUUCAGCUUUCCUGGUGGAUUACUUUGGUUACAGACAUGACUCGUUGGCUCUUGUAGCGUUUGUCCUCAUCGCUUUCCCCAUUGUCGUGGCUUCUCUUUUUGCCUUCUUCAUGAGCAAACUCAAUUUCCAAAAGAAAUAG